Molecule: messenger RNA, 150 nt
Organism: Dictyostelium purpureum
Lineage: Eukaryota; Evosea; Eumycetozoa; Dictyosteliales; Dictyosteliaceae
Exons: 2
Coding region: 1-150 (49 amino acids)
Source: RefSeq, a predicted model, not a curated record
AUGUACUGGGUAGAAUCUUUAACACCAGCUAGUGGUAGUAAUGCAGAAAAUGUUUCAAACUUGAGUAAAUCAGCAGAAAUUUAUUUCUGGCCAGGCAGCUAUGAUAGAACUCUAAAGAACUAUUUUAGAUUAACAAGUAGAGAUCACUGA